Messenger RNA from Vigna unguiculata (cowpea), 894 nucleotides. RefSeq names its product ribosome biogenesis protein. Gene Ontology annotation, cellular component: 90S preribosome; nucleolus; preribosome, small subunit precursor. Gene Ontology annotation, biological process: maturation of SSU-rRNA from tricistronic rRNA transcript (SSU-rRNA, 5.8S rRNA, LSU-rRNA). The record is from RefSeq and is a predicted model, not a curated record. Lineage: Eukaryota; Viridiplantae; Streptophyta; Magnoliopsida; Fabales; Fabaceae.
GUGAAAAGAAAGAAAAGAAAGGUUUAUAUAUUUGGGAUUCUGUGGUUUACCUAACAGACGCCGCAUCUCCUUCGACCCAGAUACAAAAUUGCCCUUCCUUUGGUGCAGACUAAGAGAACAAAGAAGACAGGCAUUGUCGUGAAAUAUUUGCAUUUUGCAUAGGUAGUGAGAUCAUUUGGGGCCGUUAGCUGAAAGUUGAGUCGAGAUCAUUGUCUGUGGAGAGAUACCCAAAACACUAAAACCACAUCGUCUGUUCUGUCUCUGUUCCUGUUCCUCUUCAGAUUUUGCAGCAAAUGGGCAAGAAAAAGUCUGACUCAAAGUCCGGCCUCAGGUUCCAGAAGAAGAUCCAAUUUUAUUCCAAGGUGAAAGCUGUUGUCUCCGUGAGGGCCCCCCUAAAGUCUAUUUUGAGGAAAAAGAGCAAAGUACAAAGACGGCAAAAGAAAUUGGAGGCAUAUAACCUAUCUUCACUUUUAGAGGCCCUUCCUGAGGUGAAACCAUCAAAGAAAACAGGUCAUGAGAAUGACUCGAAACUUAAUUGUAAAUCAAGGCAGACGUUGGUGUUGAGGGAAAGAGAUCGAUUUUCUGCUGUUUUUAAGGAUCCUAACUUUCAAGCAGAUCCCCUGUCAUCCAUUCAGCAUUAUUUACAGAAGACACAACCAGUUGUAGAGGAACAGCCUAAGAAAAAAGCGAACAAAAAUGGAUCCAGAAAGAAGAAUAAAUCAAAGGCUCUGACUGGACUACAAUCUAUGGAAAUUUAGUCAUUGUGUGGCUCCUAUAGUUAUCUGUUUUUUUGGAAGGUCUUUUCAUAAUCAUAUUACUUAUGUGAAACGUUAGGUACUCGAAUUAUGAAUAAAAAAUCAAUGGCUAUUGUGAUUAGUCACUAUUUUGAUAUUA